Molecule: messenger RNA, 2317 nt
Organism: Boleophthalmus pectinirostris (great blue-spotted mudskipper)
Lineage: Eukaryota; Metazoa; Chordata; Actinopteri; Gobiiformes; Gobiidae
Gene: lpcat4
Product: lysophosphatidylcholine acyltransferase 4
Exons: 13
Coding region: 445-1968 (507 amino acids)
Biological process (GO): phosphatidylcholine acyl-chain remodeling
Cellular component (GO): endoplasmic reticulum
Molecular function (GO): 1-acylglycerophosphocholine O-acyltransferase activity
Source: RefSeq, a predicted model, not a curated record
GGGGGUCGUUGGAGGUUUUUCGUUUCAGGGGGACUGGUCGGACUCGUCGUACCCGCCUCUAGCGCUCUGCUUUCGGCCUGUCACAGCGUGAGGAGGCGGGCCAGGUGAGAGGAACCGGAGGGAGCCCCGGAGACAUAAAGUACAACGUGUUUUUUUUCAAUCGUGACAACACGUGUAAAAGAGAACAGCCAAGGGACACACAUUUAAGCUGCUAGAUUUAACUUUGUAUCAAGUUUUUGUCGGUGUUUUUAAGGAUUUUCCAUUUUUUUUCCAGAACUUUUAACGGAAGUUUUGGACGCUCCGGACAGAUUUGUAAUGUUACGUUGAAGUUUAAUUGGUAUUUUUAGUGACGUUUUUAUCACAGUUAAGUCUUUAAUUUCUUUUUAGUAGAAAAAUUGUCCUGUUUUUGUGUGGAAUUCUGUCGCUUUCUGUCACUUGGUAACAAUGGACCCUCCUCACCCGUUCAUCCACGAAGUUAAACUAACCAAGGCGCAGAGAAUAAGGGGCAUCAUUCUGGGCAGCAUCCUCUUCCCCGUGCGCAUCCUCCUGGCUGCCCUCCUCUUCUUGCUCAUGUGGCCCGUCGCUCGCCUACGACUGGCUGGUUUAUCUGAGGAGGAGCGUUCCCGUCCUGUGACUGGCUGGCGGAGGUGGCUGCUGCAUCCGAUCGUGUGGGUGCUGAGUCGCGGGGUGUUCUUCUGCCUGGGGUUCUUCUGGCUCAAGGUCAAAGGUCGUCGUGCGAGUAACAAAGAAGCUCCGGUUUUGGUGGUGGCUCCUCACAGCGGUUUCUUGGACAUGUCCGUGCUUAUGCCCACUCAGCUCCCUACGGUGGUGUCACGCUCGGAGAAUACCAGUCUGCCCGUCAUCGGAGCUCUUCUUGAGUUUAAUCAGUCGGUGCUGGUGAGCCGUAAGGACCCCCAGUCUCGUAAAAAGGCCGUGGCUCAACUCAAUGAGAGGCUCAUGUCCAAUGGAUACUGGCCCCAGAUGUUAAUGUUUUCUGAAGGAACAACAACAAAUGGGAAGGCACUGAUAAAGUUCAAACCAGGUGCAUUUCUUGCUGGAGUGCCAGUUCAACCAGUUUUGCUGCGUUACCCCAAUAAAGUGGACACUGUCUGCUGGACAUUUAAAGGCACAACAUGGCUGGAGUGUCUAUGGCACACUGCGUCUCAACCGUACACCAACAUGACUGUGGAGUUUCUUCCAGUUUACAAACCCUCAGAGGAAGAGAAAAGCAACCCCGGUCUUUACGCCGACAAUGUUCAGAAACUUAUGGCAAAGGCUCUGGGGGUCCCGGCCACAGACUACGUCCUGGAGGGACGUGUCCCUGUGAGUAAACUGGGAGGUUUGUCUUUACCCUUUGAAUCUCCUCCUCGAGAAACACUGGCUCUGCUCCGAAAGAAUGGUUUCACCUCUUCUGACAUUGAAGCUGCUCUGAGCAGGAUGAUUGACAGGUGCCAGUCACAGGGUCAGAGUUCAAAGGUCAGCGUGGAUGACCUCAUGUCACUUCUGAAGCUGAAGGACAGAGAAACAGCUUUAGCGAUCUGCGAACUCUACUCCAGGGACCAGAGUGUCGACCUCAGACAGGUUUAUGUGAGCGUAGCCUCCAUCUCUGGGUCUGUCCCCUUCAAAUCAUUGCUGCAUACAGCCUUUACUCUGUAUGACGGAGAAAGCAAAGGCAGUCUGAAUGUAGAGGAGCUGUCUGGCCUCAUGGGGGCGAUGUUAGGUGUUCCUCAGUACAACACGUCAGAGCUCUACAGUGCAGCCUGCAGACAGAAUGGAGUCACUGAAGACAAUCUGUUGCAAGUGCUGACCACCCAUCCAACUUAUCAGAGAGUCACAAAUGAGUACCUACAGCCCGAGGAGUCAGGCUCUCAACUGUCGGUUACUGCUCUGACCAAUGGCAACACGGUGAAUAACAACAAGAGCAUUGUCAAUGGCAAUGGGACGCUACACUCCAAGAAAUCUGAAUGAAAAAACAAUAGAUCUUACAUUUUCACGGACUACUAAAAAAGCCACCAAACAUCUCCUCAGGUUGAAUGUUUUUAAUGGACAAUCUCAAAUGUUAUUCUUUGUAUUGUAGCAAUAAUUUUGUUCAUGCUUAGUGCUAAAAUGGUGUGUAAAUGUUUACCAAUUUGCCUUAUUGCCUCAGAAUGCUUUAAAAUUAUGAACUUGUGUCAUUUAAGCCAUAACUUAUUUUUAUGUAUGUGUUGAUAUUUUAAGGGAAGACUGGAUAUAGGGAGGAAAACAAACUUGUCACUUUGAUAUUUUUAAAAACAUUUUUAUAUCUACCAUUUAAUAAAACAGAAUUUUUCUUUUAAAA